Molecule: messenger RNA, 925 nt
Organism: Drosophila elegans
Lineage: Eukaryota; Metazoa; Arthropoda; Insecta; Diptera; Drosophilidae
Product: rhythmically expressed gene 2 protein
Exons: 1
Coding region: 23-769 (248 amino acids)
Source: RefSeq, a predicted model, not a curated record
UGGCCACACUGGCCGUGCCAAAAUGUCGUUGACUUCGCAAUUCGUUGCAAAUUUGAAACGCUUUCGCCUGGUGACCUUCGACGUAACGGACACGCUGCUCCGCCUGGAGGAUCCGCUCCUUCGCUACCAUCGAACGGCGGAGGAGUUCGGGGUCACCGGAGUGGAUCGCCGUCGGUUGGAGCAAUGUUUCCGCCAGCAAUUCAAGUCGAUGAGCCGGGAGCAUCCAAACUUUGGCCGUUUUUCGCCGGGAUUGGAGUGGCAGCAGUGGUGGCUCCGACUGGUGACCCAAACCUUUGGCUGCGUGGACCAGGGGCUGCCAGCUGAGAAGCUCGAUAGGAUUGGCCGCCAACUAAUUGCCCAUUACCGGACCAAAGCCGGAUGGAAUCAUGUCGAUGGCGCCCAGGAACUGGUGCAGUGCGUCCGCGAUGCCGGCAAAUGUGUGGGCAUCAUCUCCAACUUUGACCCCUCACUUCCGAAAGUUCUCGAUUCGAUGGACUUCGCCGGCAAGUUCGAUUUCAUCCUGACUUCGUACGAGGCGGGUGUCAUGAAGCCACAUCCGGGGAUCUUUGAAAUCCCCUUGGAAAGAUUGCAGAUCACAGCGGAUCAGGCUCUUCACAUCGGCAACAAACCGGACUUGGACUACGAGGGUGCACGGAAUUGCGGCUGGAGCGGAUUGCUGGUGAAUGGCGGUACUGAUGGCCACCACCACUCCUUUGCCACUUUAUCCCAUCUUUUGGAGGCCUUGAACACCCAGCAGAUCCAAUGGUGAUCCACCAAAGAAACUUGAACUCAGGAACUCUGUUUUCAUCGAUUAGCUCAUGGCUGUUGUUAUUUUUGUAAAUUUCUUAAGGAUUAACAAACAGAACGGGGUGUUGUAUAGUAAAUGGGUUUAAACUAGUGUUAAAUAUAAAUACGCAAUAGCCUA